ACACACACAUACUCCUUUGUUCUUGUUGUGGUGUGGGAGGUGUCUUUAAAGCUGUGCGAAGUGGCUGUGCGUCCCCAGAGUACUGAAAGAGUGUAAGAGGACGCACCUGUGUCUGUGUGUGUUCCAGAGAUGUUCUUGUCUGUGUGUGUUCUGUGCUUGCUGGUCGUGGCUCCGGUUCUAGGCGCUCCUGCUAACGACCCGUGUUCCAGACCCCGCAAUAAGCUCCUGUUCAUCUCGUUUGAUGGAUUUCGAUGGGAUUACGACCGCGACGUGGACACCCCGCAUCUGGACAGCAUGGCGGACGACGGGGUGAAGGCUGCCUAUGUGACGCCCCCUUACCUGACCCUCACUAGCCCCACACACUUCACCCUACUCACAGGCCGUUAUAUCGAGAACCAUGGUGUGAUCCAUAACAUGUGGUUCAACGUCAGCACCCAGGAGAAGAAACAGUACUACCAGAGCCAAUUUGUGGACGGCUACUGGGACAACGGCAGCUUGCCUAUCUGGAUCACAGCUCAGAGACAGGGUUUGAAGGCGGGGUCUCUACACUUCCCCGGGACGGCGGCUACGUACCAGAAUGAGACAGUGGGGGUCCGGCAGGUGGAGCCCUUCAUGUACGACCACAGCAACGAGACGGACUGGCGUCUCAACAUUGACAAGGUGAUCGGCGACUGGUUCGUCCAGCAGGACCUGGACCUGGUCACGCUGUACUUCGGCGAACCCGACAAGACCGGUCACAAGUACGGGCCGGACACGCCGGAGCGGCGUGAGACCGUGCGGCAGGUGGACCGCACCGUGGGCUACAUCCGGCAGGCGGUCCAAUCCCGCGGCGUCGCCGAGCGUCUCAACAUCAUCAUCACGGCCGACCACGGGAUGACCACGAUCCGGCGCGGCCCAGGGGUCAACGAGAUCAUCCUGACCGACAUCCCCGGGUUCUCGCUCGGCGACAUCAAGUUCCACCUGGUGGACUACGGUCCCACUGGCAUGCUGCUGCCCAAGGACGGCAUGCUGGAGAAGGUGUACAGCGCGCUGAAGGGCGGUCACCCCAACCUCCACGUCUACAAGAAGGAGGACAUGCCCGAGAGGCUGCACUACGCCAAACACCCCCGCAUCCUUCCCCUCAUCCUGUUGGCCGCCGGAUACGUCAUCAACGGGUUUUACCCUCUGCAGUUUAAUAAGGGUGAGCACGGCUUCGAUAACGAGGUGAUGGACAUGAAGCCGUUCUUCCGCGCCGUGGGGCCAGACUUCCACCGCGGGCUGCAGGUGGGGGGGUUCGAGACGGUCAACAUCUACCCGCUCAUGUGCCACAUCCUGGGCAUCAACCCGGAGAUCAACGACGGCUCGCUGGACGUCACACGCCACAUGCUCGUACACAGUGGCAGAGUGUGUGAGACCACAGAAGACUCAUCAUCAUCAUUGAUCAUUGGCCUCUCGGUGCUUGUGGGGAUCCUUGUCUUGGCCUUUGUAGUCAUGACAACCUGGUACAAGUGCAAGAGGGACAGAGAAAGUCACAGUUCUGAAGAACACACAGAGAUGAAGGGAAAACAUACCAACUUCUAAGCUUGUUGAAGUCCCAAAACACACACACACACACACACACACACAUAAAAGGACUGGCACAACAGAGUCACAGUUCCGACGGCUGCAUCAGUAUGUAACCAUCUGACACCUGCACGGCCCUUUUGUCCUAAAGCAGAAUGGGAAAGUUUCAUUACAGUUUUUCUCAAUUGCUUUUUCCUGCUUGAGUAAACUGGAAUCCACUUGGUCUUCAUGACUACUCUCUUUGCACAGCAGAAGUCAUCUCUUGCGAAUGUGUUCACACAUUUUCAUUGGGUUCACACAUUUCUCA
Alosa alosa (allis shad) is the source of this 1849-nucleotide messenger RNA. Its product is annotated as ectonucleotide pyrophosphatase/phosphodiesterase family member 7-like. NCBI's taxonomy places the organism in Eukaryota, Metazoa, Chordata, Actinopteri, Clupeiformes, Clupeidae. The record is from RefSeq and is a predicted model, not a curated record.